This is a messenger RNA of Didymodactylos carnosus, 1705 nucleotides long. The record is from the annotation of a GenBank genome assembly. NCBI's taxonomy places the organism in Eukaryota, Metazoa, Rotifera, Eurotatoria, Philodinida, Philodinidae.
AUGGUUUUCGCAGAUACCUCUGACGUUACUGCAUCGGUCAAAAAUGCCUUACGCCACCUAAAGCAUUUAGGUGAGUGUUUUCGGGAAAACACAUUUUCUGAAAAGAAUGUCAAUAGCGUUGACAAUGUUGCUGAUACAUUAUUACAACUGGAACAAGAACUCAUUAAACUUUACAGUGAAUAUGAAGCACAAUCGAUCGGUGCAAGUGCAUUAAGACAUCGUUUAAAAAUAUUACCAGAUGAAUAUAAAUUGGAAAUCACUUCGGCUGUUAAUUGUGCACGUGAAUCAAACACAUCAGUUAUUCAUCGUCUUCAAAAUGAGCUAGAUGCACUUCUAAAACAAUUGAAAGAACAUAAUGAACGUGAUGCAUCGUUAAACACCGAAAUAGUGGUGUUACAAGCAGAAAAAAAUGCAUUACAACAACGAUACGACGAAACGAUAGCAUUAGUUAAUCAGAGAAUGUCGGAUAAAGCCAAAUUACAAAUCAAUUUAAAUGAAACAAGGGAUACUGUACGAGAAACAAAUCAAUAUACUUACGAUCUUGAAGAAGAUAUAAUGGCAUUAAAAGAAAAAUUGAUACAAGAACGAAACAAUGCUCGACAAGAAAAAUCAAGAUUGGAAGAAGACAUCGCAUCGACAGUGAAACGUAAUGAUCAACAAGAACGAAUAAAUCGUACAUUAAAAAAAGAUGUUGAUGUUGCUAAUCAGAAAAAAAGUGAAAGUGAAAUGCAAUUACGUACGAUGUAUAGAGAACGAGAAAAAUAUGAAACAGAAAAUGAACAAUUUACAAAAAAAAUACUCGAACAAGAAGAAUUACUACAAUUGGAACAAGAUGAAUGCAAUCGUUUACUAAAAGAAGGACUUCAAUUGACACAUUCAGCUGGUGAAGCUUUGUUAAAUUAUGAAACUAAAAAACAAGAGUAUGAAGAAAGAGCUCAAACUGCUGGUGAUCGUGUCACAGAAGAAACGGAAGCAUUGAAAAAUUUGAAAGUUCGUCAUGAUGAAGUUAUCAAGCAAACAGAAGAAAAUAUAGAACUAUCUAAAACAGUACAAGAUGAAAUUGAAUCAAAUGGAAAAGAGUUAGAAGAACUUAAACGGGAAAUAGCAAACAAAUUAGAAAAAACAGCUAAACUUAAUUUGGAUAAUGCCGAAACAAGCAAGGAAUUAGAGGCAAUGAGAGAAGCUCAUCAAAUGGUUGUCGAUUCUUUGAAAUUACAAACAGACGGAGUUGAAAAACAAUUAAACCAUCUGAGAAGUAUUCGUAUUGCAAAACAAAAGGAACGUGAACAAUUAUUAAAAAAUAUUGAACAAAUGCGAUCGACAACAAAAAACAGUAUCAUACAAUAUAAUCGUUUUAUUCUACAAACCACAACUAAAGUCAAUGAACUUAGUGAAAAAAAAACAAUUCUUGAUCGUGAUCUCAGAGAAGAACAAUUGCAAGUGAAUGAUUUCGAUGACAAAUUAAAAACAUUAAAAACAGAAUAUAGUGAUAUGAAAGUACGGUUUGAACAAGCAAUUCAACAAUUGGAGGAAAGUACAAGUCAACUUAUUUUAUCAAUUGAUAAGAAUCGCAAACGAGUUCAAGAAACACAGCCUGGCUACAAUUUAUUAUGUGAAGAAUUUGAAAAGGUGACAUCAAUUUAUGAAGCUACUAAAGAAUCUAUGAUUGAAACAAAACGUAAAAAACAAGAGUUUGUUGAUAAAA